UCACGUCUGUGCAAGAACAGAUCACAACAUGUGAAUCUUAGAUGCUUCAGAAUCUGUCUGGUUUGUUUUUUUACUCUCCUGGAACGGCCAGCCCACAUUACCACAUGAUGUUUAUGAUGGCAUAAUUCUGUGGGAAUUUUCCUGCACAUCUUGCAGUGCUUUACUCCCUCUCAAUUGGAAAGUUUACUUAAAGUUGUGCCUGGAGACUGUAUCGACGGGCGGCCCAGGGACCCCUCCAGGCUGGACAGGACACGGGACGUCGUGAGAGUGACGUCUAAGAGGUCCUUCCCCGCUCCCUAGACUGUUUCAGAGACACCCGCCUCCGAACCCUCCAUACCACCAUGUCCAGGGAACAGCUCAACGUGGGGGAUCUGCUUCCUCUGCUGGAGACCUCUGACCUCCGCCAGCUGGAUGAGAUCAAGGGCCUUCUCAAUGAACACCUCAGCACAGAUCGAGGGUCUGUGCUGAUGAACGGCUUGGUGGAUUAUUUCCUGGAGACCAACUCCGCCCAGGCAGUGCACAUCCUGUCCUCAGUGAGGGAGCCACACGAUAAGCACCUUUUUGAUAAAAUGAAUGAAUGCAUGGCUAAAGCCCCCUGUCGCCUGCCCACCCUCACUCUACUGGGGCACGUUGUCCGUAAGCAGCCGUCUUGGAUCCACAAGAUUUCCCGCUAUCCGCUGCUGCUGUCUCUCCUCAAAUGCCUCAAGACGGACACAGACGUUGUGGUUCUGAUAACUGGAGUCCUGGUGCUCAUCAUACUAUUACCCAUGAUUCCCCAAGCUGGCAAGCAGCAUCUCUAUGAUUUUUUCGAUAUCUUUGGCCGUCUGGCUUCUUGGAACCUGAGAAACCCAGGACACGUUCCGGAGGUUUAUCUCAUCCACCUGCACGCAAGUGUCUACUCGCUCUUCCACCGGCUGUAUGGGAUGUAUCCCUGCAAUUUUGUGUCUUACUUGCGCUCCCAUUACAGCAUGAAGGAGAACGUAGACACUUUUGAGGAGGUGGUCAAGCCCAUGCUUGAACAUGUCAGAAUACAUCCCGAAUUAGUGACCGGAACCAAGGACCAUGAACUAGAUCCCAGCCGGUGGAAGAAAUUUGAAAUCCAUGAUAUCGUUAUUGAGUGUGCCAAAGUCUCUCUGGACCCAAGGGAGGCGUCCUGCGAAGAGGGCUAUGCCAGCAUGCCUGAGCAUUUCUGUGCUCAUCUACAACAACGUCCGGAUGAUUGCACUGCCAGCCCUUACGGUGACUUCCACAGUAGCUACGGAAGUUCUUCCUCGACUCAUUUCUCCACCCCUCGUCAGCCUGUCGUCCAUCCCUUGGCCCUGUCCUCUUUCUCAGGGACGCAGCCCCCCUAUCGCAGCCCCACUGGAACCCGUCGGCAGAACUCCAGCUGUGAAUUUAAUGCCACAUAUGGCUUUAAGGAUUCCCUCUGGAGCCCCUCCUCUCAGUGUGGGAUGGCCACGCCCCCUUCCUCUCGUGGGAUGUCACCAAACCCGGAAUUGUCCCAGAGUGCCUCUCACCUACCAAGCCGCCUCUACAGCACACCUGCAGGUGGAAAAGGCACCCCAUCCUCGAGCACCCCUGCGGCCUCUUCACCUCCUCCCAGCCUCUCCGAUGAGUUGUCCCCUGUGUCUCUGCCUCGAAGUACCGCCAGCCCACCAUGCAAGGAUGGUAGACCUUUAGACCACACCAAACCUGUCUUGGUCAGACAGGAGCCAGUCAGACAGGAGCCAGACAGAGAGCUUGAGAAAACUGGACCUGAAAUGUUCAAUCAUAGAGAUGGCAGAGGUGAGAACAUGCCCAUGACCCUGACCGAGCUCUCUGUGUACAUGAAAGAGCAAGAACAAGAGAGGAUCGAGAAAGAGCGAGAGGACGCUGCCAUCACAGAGGAGCUUGUAAAGUUAACAGAGGAAAAGCAGGAUUUAGCUGGCCCUCGGGGCUUUGACUCUCCAUUUUUCAGCACCACAGAGACCCUGACCGGAGCGCAAGAGAAACCACUGCCCUGUUCUGUCCUUGGGAGCUCGACUAGAGACCCUAACACUGCAAUCUCCACGCCAGACAAGACCGAGAUCACUCCUGGGGACAGAGGCAGAGUCAGCAGAGGCCCAUCCCAGGAGCAUCCCUGGUCCUUCCAGCCAGUGUUCAUGCCCAUCGAGCACCAAACGCAUAGCCAACUUCAUCAGAGCCCCUCUGCACCAGAGGAUGAGGCCCUUAAAUAUGGCUUGUGCUCCCCGAGCCCAUUCAAGGCGCCACCCCUGCCGUAUGAGGCUCUGUUUGACCUGGCCCUGCCUCGGGCAGCCUCACUCUUCGUGGGGAGGAAGACCUCAGAGAUUGUGCAGCGAGAAACCUGGGAGAGGAUACAGAGAGGAGAUGUGGACAAACAAGGGGAGGAGGGGGGUGCGGUGUCUGCCUCCCCCUUGGAGGUGCUGGAUCGCCUCGUGCAGCAGGGCAGUGACGCCCAUGACAAAGUGUUAAAGAGAUUGCCUCUGCCAAGCAAGUCAGCUGACUGGACACACUUUGGAGGUUCUGCUCCUCUGGACGAGCUGCACACACUGCGCAGUCAGCUGCUGCUGUUACACAACCAGCUCCUGUACGAGCGCUACAAGCGAGAGCAGCACGCCGUACGCAACCGACGUCUGCUUCGGCGCAUCAUCAAUGCCACCGCACUCGAGGAGCAGAAUAACGCCAUGAAGGACCAGCUGAACCUGCAGAGUGUAGAUAUCAUCUCUUUUAGAGAGAGCCUGCAGGUAGAGCAGCAGAGAUACCGGCAGCUCUGGGACAACCGAGAGACUGUGGUUACAUGCCUGCACAGCCAGAUACGGCAGCUACAACAGGCCAGAGAUGACUACUACACCAAAAACCAGGAGUUACAGAGUAAACUACAAGAAUGCCAGAAGCGAAUAGGUGAGAUGGAGGCGGAGCUUCAGAAGGCGAACAACAAGGUGUGCCACACAGGACACCUGCUGAACCAGCUCACUGCCAAGUUGUCAUCGAGUGAAAGUAUUCAGCAGCAGUUGAGUUUUCUAAAUAAGCAGCUGCUACUGCUAGGAGAAGCACAUAAACUGUGUGUUCAGGAGCUCCAUCAGGCCGGACCAGAUAAUAGCAAGGAGGUGCAGAUGUUGCAGACAUCCUGGGGGAAAGAGACGGAGCGUCUAAAGCAGAAUCUGUUGCUUCAGAGCCAAAAGCUGGAUGCUGCUCAGCAGAGAGUGGCAGAGCUGGAGACUCAACUUGCUAAGAAAGAGCACCUUAUUGUAGAACAAAAGAAGUUUCUAGAAGAUGUCAAGACUCAGGCCAAAGGGGAAGUGCAGGCCUCUGAAAGCAGAUAUCAGGCACAGAGGUGGGUAACUCUGGCUCUGCAGACUGAGCUUCUACAGCUUUACAGCAGGCUGGAAACAGAAGAGUCCUCUCCCACUGCUUCAGCCUUACCUACAGAGGGUGCCACUGAACCCCGCAGUUCCACCGAGCACAGUGUCAUAGUGGUGGAUGGUGCAGUAAAAACAGCCAUCAAAGAAGAUGGCAAGUCUCCACGCGGCAAUGGCAGCUCUUCCUCGGCCAACUCUGUAAACGGCAAUCGAGACACUCCCCCACCUGUCCUAGUGGAACCUCCCCCUCACCGUCCACAUUCCCCGCUGGGACCCCCAGGACCUUUGGUACCUUCUGACAUUCCAUUCACUGUAGGUUCCUACCCCAGUGCCAAGAGCUUUCUGGGUAUGCGUGCAAGAGAGCUGUUCCGUAACAAAAGCGAGAGCCAGUGCGAUGAGGACGAAGCCCCGCCUCCGCGUCUCACUGGCUUAUCACAGGGCCUGAAAACUGAGCUCUGCGUGGAGCCGACAGCGAAGAGUACAUCCAGCUCCACCGCUGCGCAGAGCUUCAUGCUCAUCACAUCUGCUAAAGAAACCCAACCGGAUGCUCAGAGAGCCAAAAACCGAGACCCGUUCCGCUCAAGAUGCCCAGAGAGACCCAGGCAGCAACCGUUAAGGAUCAUGGACUACAACGAAAGUCAUCAGGAACACGGCUAAACUUAUGGAAAAAUGGUGAAAGACAGGGAGGUAGAGGAUGGAGAUAUGUGCGACUUAAGAUUAUAAGAACACAAGGCAAGACUCUUUCGAUUUUCAGUGUUAUCUGUCCCAUUUCCACAAGCCGACAACAGGAUUUGGAGCUAUUAAAUCAGUAAAACCUCCACUAAGAUGGGACAAGUGGAAGGGAUGGACUAAAACGACAUGUAUAAAAGUGGUCACAAAAUGUCUUUUAGUUACCCCACUGUGUUGUUCGCCAGAAGUGUCACCGCUACAUCUUUUAUUUGUUUUUGUUUUUUUUGCUCAUUUAUCUGCUCCCUUUAACCAAGUAACUGUUGCAGCACGUGGAAGCUUUGCAUUUAGGCUGUCAUUUGCAGUAAUGGUACAAUGCUUACACCCUCGCAGCUCACCCGCACAGAGCUGAAGUGUGUGCUUGGAUGCCAGGAGGCGGAUGGUCGGUUGAAUGGAAGCAGGAGUUUCUGGGUUUUAAGUCAUCAGGUUUUACCUUUCAGACAAGUCAAGUGCGUUUUCAUGUGCUCAAAUCAUGUUUCUCUUUACUACGUUUCUGUGUGUGUGUGUAAAAAUUCUGUUAGUCUGUGUGUGUGUUGAAAGAGAUGGCCCGUGUCCCAGACUUGAUUCUGGGUUAAAUUGCACUGUAAGUGGUUACUGAUUACGGAAAGAAAUAUUUCACAGCCUUGGACUAGACUAAAUCAGGAUCCCAGAAAUGAUACAGCCUCGACAUGUUUUUAUAUAUUUUUUAAAUUAUUUAUUUUUUUGUUCUCUCCUUUUUAGCUUUACAAGUAUUACUAGUGCUUUUAAAAUUUAUAAAGCAACGUAAGUGAACAACGGCCAUAGAUUCGUGAUAGAUCCACGACUAAUCAAACCUAUGAAUCAUAUCCUCCUGUAAUCUCUCUAAAACAUCGCAAGUAAAAUCUAGAUGAUGUAAUGGCCAUUUUAAAGAAUUAUCCUAAUAAUAAAUAAGUCAGACAUCAGUCAAGGAAUUGCUUUGACGAUACUAACCUUCAGUCUCAAGCUCAGUCAUCGUAUCUGCUCAUAACUCAUAACGGAUGAUGGUAUGUAUGAUUUGUCUUUUACCCUCUCACUUCAGCGCACUGCAGAUGUUCAAUGUUAUUAUUGCUAAGUUUGCUUUCUGGGUGCCAAAUACUCAAUAAGAUGAUGACUGUAUUCUGUAGAGCUUAAAUGUACUGGUUUUUGUUCUAUUAUUCAAGCUCAUCUGUUCUUCUUCUACCGGACCAUAUCAGUUUGGGGGGGUGAGUAUAAGACCCAAGGUCUGUAAGUUGAGAUGUUGUUGAGCAAAAAGUAUAUGGACUCUAGUGAUAAGAGCUGAAAGAUGCCAAGUAGACAGCGUAAAAUAUUCCACAAAACGUCCAUGUUGAUAGUCAGAUGUAAUUUAGGAAUUACGGAUGUGGUGGUCAUACUCAAAUUGUUCCCAAAUCCUGUUGUCCCCUUGAAGUCUCUGCUGUUUCUUCUGCCUUGCUAUCUAGAGCAUGUACAACAAUCCUCUUUUAAUGGCAACAAUGGAAACUAUCAAUUAACAAGAUACAAGGUACAAUCAGCGAGGAAGGAAAGGAACGUUUGAAUUUGAGCUCCUUUGCUGGAGAGGAAAGUUCUGGGGUUUGUUGGGAAGGAAGGGGUGGUUGGAAAAGGUCCUUAAAGCAGUUGCUUGUGUUAACUGUGAAUGACAAAAAUAAAAUGAUCUUCAAUGUUUUGCACUACA
Molecule: messenger RNA, 5751 nt
Organism: Carassius auratus (goldfish)
Lineage: Eukaryota; Metazoa; Chordata; Actinopteri; Cypriniformes; Cyprinidae
Product: hamartin-like
Exons: 22
Coding region: 342-4016 (1224 amino acids)
Biological process (GO): negative regulation of TOR signaling; regulation of cell cycle; negative regulation of cell population proliferation
Cellular component (GO): TSC1-TSC2 complex
Source: RefSeq, a predicted model, not a curated record